GAAUUCAGGGAAUGGAUCAAAUAAACGGCGUACCGGACUUAUAACUACAUACGUUGCAACUUUACCACAAUCUUCAAGAGAUGUUCUGUCUCAGGCUGGAAUAAAGAUAUCACGGAUUUCAUCGAAACCGACUUUUGAUUACGCAUGUUUUCUAAAGGGUUUGCAGUUCCUUGGAAGUACGCGUUAUAUUUUGGAUUCUAUUAAUUACUGGAAUCGUUGUAGAACAUGGAAGGGUUAUAGUGAUAACCCUAUCCUUAGGAAGAGGAUAUUUAUUGUCAUCCAAGAAUUAAUGAAACAUUUCUUUAGGAAAUCCAAAGUUUUAUAUAAGUUGAAUGCAGGAUCAGGAAUCAUAGUCCCUGAAAUCUUGGCAAAUGUGAUAACCGAGAUACCCGAAGCAAAGAAAGUUUUAUCUAAAUUAAGAACUUUUACUUGUGGCUCCACUGUUAAUACUGCCAAAUUUAUUCGUCAUAUUCAACAAUUGGAAGUCCAUCCAUAUGAAGAUUUAAGUGAAUUAUCCAAGUUAAUUAGUGUUCACAAAUUCUUAUCAUCGAUAAGUAUGGAGGAAAAUCACACUUCUGGGAAAUAUCUUGGACCUCCAACAUUGGCAAAUUUUGUUAAUCUUGAAGAAUUAAUCUUAUCUGCAUUUGAUGAUCAAGAUUACCCACGAUCAAAAUGGAUCCAACUAACGGGAUUACAACAAGUAAUAAUACACAGUCACAAGUUAUUUGAUCCAAACAAUUCCGGAUUACUGAUCGCCAAUAUUGCACAAUUUUGUCCAGAUAUUAUCUUGUACGAGGGACCCAUCUUACAAGAUAAUAGAAGAGAAUUUACGAAAUUACUAGAUUCUUAUAAUCACCUAAGGUCAUUACACCUUCGUCCAUCAAAGGGAAUUCCUGAUGCGUUAAAUCAAGAAUCGUCAUCAACGAAUCAAAGGAAUUCCGAAGGAAAAGUCGAUUUUGAUGCCAUUUUUAAGGAAAUCACAAUAUCAGAUGGAUGGAUGAUAUCAGCGGAAGCCUUCGAAAAAUUUCUAGAAAGUCGAGUGGAAAUGUCUCGACCUGUUUGUUUCUAUUGGAAUCCUACCGUGCAAUUUAAAGGACAAAUGGAGAAGUUUGUAAAACGUAUCAUCGAUAUGGAGAGCGCGUCUAAAUUUUAUGUGUUCUUACAUGGCAAUUUGACUAGUGAAUUGGGAGGUGACAAAAAAAAUUCUUUAGGGUAA
Molecule: messenger RNA, 1216 nt
Organism: Funneliformis geosporum
Lineage: Eukaryota; Fungi; Glomeromycota; Glomeromycetes; Glomerales; Glomeraceae
Source: the annotation of a GenBank genome assembly